AUGUGGCUUAGUGGUAGAGGACUUCCCUACCAUCCAUGAGGCCAUGGGUUCUAUCCCCCAGCACUGCUCAAAAAGAAAAGGAAAAAAGAAAAAAGGACAAGGAAUUAAUUAGAAUAAUGUAGAACAAAAUCGGACUGGAGGAGUGUGAAGGGCAGACAGAAUUCUGAUUUGUGGGUAUGGUGGGACUAAGAAUUGAGGAGGGCAUAAAAAUAUUUUUAGGAAAUUAGAUAAAUGCAAGCCAUAGGAUGACAACUGUUGAAAAUGAUGCCAGGAAGAAUUCUUGGGUGGAACGGGAUGUUUGUAGAAAGGGGGUGCAGAUACCAUUGAGGGGGAUCCUGGGAGGACAUGUAUAUGCCUCAGACUGAGUUCUGUCAUGGGAAAGUGUGCAGAUGAAAGAUAAUGAUGUCUGCAUUGAACAUAUACCUAAGAAAGGCCAGGGCAGGGGGUUCUUGGGAAGAUCCAUGAGAAGUCAUGAGGUGAAAGCUGAGUCCAGAGUGGUCAGGCUGGAGACUCAUGGUGUGGCCUCUUCAAGGCAGAAGGGUUAGGUUAGGGUUACUUAGGGGAGGGACCACAUGCCCAUCCUGAACUGCCACUCCUGCCCCUAGAUCCAUGGAACCCAGUGAAACACCUGCUGUACACCACUGCCCUGCUGACUCUGUCCUGGGAGGUGAGACCAGAGCCCCCCAGAGCACAGAGCUUAUCCCCAGAAGAGCUGUCAGUCGCUCUCCAACCUGUGCCCGCUGCCGCAACCAUGGUGUCACUGCCCACCUCAAGGGCCACAAGCGCCUCUGCCUCUUUCAGGCUUGCGAGUGUCACAAAUGUGUCCUUAUCCUGGAGCGCCGAAGGGUCAUGGCUGCUCAGGUCGCCUUGCGCAGGCAGCAAGAGGCACAGCUAAAGAGGCAUCUGGCUCAGGGACUGAUGAGGAGAGGAACAGCCCCUCUCAAAGCUCCCACCCGUGUCAAGAAAGGAGCCACUCGACCAGGGGUCCCCUCUGGAAAGGAGAACAUAGCACCCCAGCCUCAGAGCCCCCAUGGGGCAGUCCCACUGGCACUGACACCUCCUGGGAAGGAGAACUCCUGUGGGCCUCUGCUGCUCAGCCGUCCCCCAGAAGCCUUACCUUUACCCUGGACUCCAGUGCCUCCUGGCCCUUGGGGACCAGGGCACUGGCUGCCUCCAGGCCUCUCCAUGCCACCUCCAGUGGUAUGCCGCUUGCUAUGCCAAGAACCUGCUGUCCCUCUACAUCCCUUCCCUGGCUUUGACCCUGGCACCUCCCUCCGGCUGCCCACCCACGGGUCCCUCCCAACCUUCCCAGGAUCUCGCUCAGUACUGACAGCUCCUCUUUCUGGAGAGCCCCAAGGGCCCCCUAGCCUGCCCCACACAUGCUCGACUCUGAUACUCCAGUCCUGUGGCACCCCAGACUCUCUUCUGCUACAGCCACAGGCCCCUGGAGCUUCUCGCCUGGCCUGGACAUCUGCCCCCUCAGAGCGGCAGCUGCAGCGGGAGGCAGCUGAGGCCCUGGUGGGUCUGAAAGAUUCAUCCCAGGCUCCCCGCCUGACCCCUUCUGUCCCCCCCAACCCUGCCUGGAUCUCCCUGCUCCACCCCUGUGGCCCACCAGCUCCUGCUGGAGGAAGAGGAUUCCAACCUGUCGGCCCCUCUCUCCGACCCAGCCCAGCUCCUUCAGUUUCUCUGCAUAUUGGGCGCCUGGGGUCCAUCUCCCUUCUGAGUUAAAAGCCCAGAGGUGGAGGCUGCCUCACUGGGGCAGGAAACCAAUAGCCCAUAGGCACUGCAUAUUUGGUAUUUUACUUACAGAUUUUUGCAUGGAAUUUAAUAUAGUACAAGCUUCAGGAUUUUUUUUAAAGCUUUCAGGUGCUUUGUUAGCUUUCAGUUCCUUUUAUAGUGUGGGCAUUUCCCUGGCCAAAGAUGGAUAUUUUCAUACCCUUCCUUGGGUCUUAGGAUCUUUUUAAAUAUCCAAGAAACAAAGAGUUGUGCAGUUUAAGCUGACCAGUAUCUAAAUACUUUUCUGCAUGAGUUCAUGUUCUGUAUAUACCUAUGUACUCAUGUCUGCUCCAUGCAUAUGAAAACAGGAGAGUACUUUCAUUAUGUGUCUAGGUUUGUGUGAAUAAGCAAAAAAUAAACAUUUGUUGUUUUAAGUACUGA
Messenger RNA from Ictidomys tridecemlineatus (thirteen-lined ground squirrel), 2157 nucleotides. The record is from RefSeq and is a predicted model, not a curated record. Lineage: Eukaryota; Metazoa; Chordata; Mammalia; Rodentia; Sciuridae.